AUACAUUCAGCUGGAUAACUGAAAUGGUAUUUCGUUUUUCUUUAAUUUUAUAUUUUCAAGAGAGAUGUUUCAAGGUGGCCACCAGUAGAAGUCGUUGGCCUGUCGGGCACCAUCUCAACUAGGCCAGUACAGCAGAAGGAGUCAGGACGGACGGUACUUCGGACUGGGAAGGAACGGGCAUUGUACCCAACUCUUUUCGUCCUUGGUGAAGAGCCGACGCCCCCCUAGCCUGAUAUCGGAUGACAACAAGCAGAAAUGGUGGAUGUCAAGUCUUUCCCGUGGGUCUACCCAGUCUCAGAGAGGGAGUGCGACGACCCGGACGUCACUGUCGAACAGUACGUGCAAGAUGUCAAAGAUUUCAGCUCCCAGUACGGAAGCGACAUCAGUAUAUCCUACACGGCAUACAACAUAUCUGGCAAGCCGAGCAAGUUCCCCGACUACGGUGACUUUCCUCAGGCAUUUGUCAUGCGAACAUAUGGCAAGUGGUGGAACGAUGCUCCAUCCAAGCCCAUUCCAAUAAUGACUCAAAACAGCCAGAUUGUCAGUGAAGACUACAUAGAUAUAACAUUUGAGCAAGAAGUAUACCCAGAAAAAGUCAGCAUUUUUGAGACUUUCAACCCUGGAUCUGUCGUCCGCAUCUGGGCUGGGGAUGGUGAAGGUCUUUGGAAACUUCUUUGGGAAGGGGAGCCUCAAAUAGUUGGGCACAGGCCCAGAAUAUUUUCCCCUGAAAUAAGACCAAUUGAUUUUAUGACAAGCUUACUGCGUAUUGAAUUUAAUCACUCACAGCUUGAUUAUUACACUGAGCUUGAUGCCGUUUUACUCGUUGGCUCCCGUGUACCAAAUAAAGAAGUUGAUUUUGGAAAGAUUACUUCACAGAUAAAAGGAUUUAAAAUAAACGCGAUUACUAAUGAUGUCGAUAUUUUGACAAUUCACAAAGACCUUUCAUCACUUGUGGAUUCACUUCUGGAAGAUAUAGAUCAAGAAAUUGAUACAACCACUGGUUCUAGCAGUGGACCAUUCAGUGACCUUCCUGAUGAAACAAUACUCAGGAUCUUCGGUUACCUUGAUCUUAUCUCACUUCGUCGUUGUGUUAGAGUUAAUAAGCAUUUUUCACGUUUAGCCAAUGAUGCAAUGCUUUACACUGGUUUAAAUUUAAAGCCCUAUUGGUUUUGUGUUAAUUCAAAUGCAUUAAAUACACUUUCUUCGAGAUGCUUGUAUUUACAAAAGCUAGAUCUUUCUUGGUGUGGUAAUUAUGACCAGAUAACACCAGCUCAAUUUUCAUCAUUUAUUAAUACUUGUGGCAAGCAAAUCACUCAUUUGAGAUUGGAUUGUUGCAAAUAUAUAGAUGAUGAUUGUAUCAAACAAGUGGCUUAUUCAUGCCGAAAUCUUAAAGAGCUAUCUCUUCGAAACUGCUUCAAAAUCUCAGUUGAUGGUUUCCACAGUCUCACUAACAUCACAACAUUUCAACGUCUUGAUCUUUAUAGAACUGCAAUUGAAGGUGGACCCCUAGUCAAAAUAUUAAAGCAAUCACCAAAACUCCAGCAUAUAAACCUUGGCUCGUGUGUAAGGGUGUCAGCAAUGGAUGAGGUGGCACACUCCCUCGGGACUUACAACCGUCAGUUGAUUUCUGUAGAUUUUUGGAAGACGUACAGCUUGACGCCGAGCGGUGUGAAGUCGCUCGCUAAUUGUUCACAAUUGGAAGAGAUAGAUCUUGGAUGGUGCCUGGGAGUGUCAAUCCCCGGAGAAUGCCUAACAGCUUUAGCUGCAGGCUGCCCCAAGCUGCGUAAACUUUUUGUUGCUUCUUUACGUGGCAUUACUGACAGAGAUCUCAUACCAUUUAUCAACAAUUGUCCACACCUUCAGCAGGUCGACCUCCUCGGCAUUAGAAACAUCACACCUCAGAUUUGUUACAGAUUUUUAAACACGUGCAAGGAGCUGAGACUUUUUGAUCUAAGCUUUUGUGAUCUCAUUCAAGACAGCAACAUACAGAUGUGGCGCAACCAAUUUCCACAUGUGAGCAUCAAGCGUAGUUUUCAGAGGGAUGGAGUGCCUUCUCCUUUUCAACACUAUUGAUCUUAAACA
Messenger RNA from Cimex lectularius (bed bug), 2082 nucleotides. RefSeq names its product F-box/LRR-repeat protein 4 (gene Fbxl4). Gene Ontology annotation, biological process: SCF-dependent proteasomal ubiquitin-dependent protein catabolic process. The record is from RefSeq and is a predicted model, not a curated record. The transcript is spliced from 12 exons. Gene Ontology annotation, molecular function: protein binding. The coding region runs from base 256 to 2073 and encodes 605 amino acids. Gene Ontology annotation, cellular component: SCF ubiquitin ligase complex. NCBI's taxonomy places the organism in Eukaryota, Metazoa, Arthropoda, Insecta, Hemiptera, Cimicidae.